Spodoptera littoralis (African cotton leafworm) is the source of this 1626-nucleotide messenger RNA. The record is from the annotation of a GenBank genome assembly. Lineage: Eukaryota; Metazoa; Arthropoda; Insecta; Lepidoptera; Noctuidae.
AUGGCUCCGAAAGCUGGUGGUGACUCUGCUAAAGUUAAUUCAGCGGUAUAUAAAGAUAAAAGCAAACCCACUGAUAUUCGGCUGAGUAACAUAGGCGCCGCUAAAGCUGUGUCUGAUGCUAUUCGUACUAGCUUGGGCCCUCGUGGUAUGGAUAAAAUGAUACAAAGCAGCAAUGGUGAGGUAACAAUUACCAAUGAUGGUGCCACUAUAUUGAAGCAAAUGAGUGUGAUUCACCCAGCUGCUAAAAUGUUGGUGGAGUUAUCCCGUGCCCAAGACAUUGAAGCUGGUGAUGGCACUACAUCAGUAGUAGUGAUUGCUGGUGCUUUGCUUGAUGCUGCUGAGAAACUGCUUCAGAAAGGAAUUCACCCAACUGUCAUCUCUGAUGGUUUUCAGAAGGCAUUACAAAUGGCUUUACAGGUGGUUGAAAACAUGGCUACUCCAGUGGACUUGUCAAAUGAAGAUGCUUUACUGAAGGCAGCUGCAACAUCUCUCAACUCGAAAGUUGUUUCACAACAUUCAACAAUUCUGGCUCCUAUUGCUGUUCAGGCUAUUCGGGCAGUUAUGGAACCAAUAGUUGGUGGUGUGGGUGCACGAGUCGAUUUACGCGACGUCAAAGUUAUUGAGCGCAUUGGAGGAACAGUGGAAGACACUGAAUUGGUUCAAGGGCUGGUAAUCCCACAUCGUGCCUCUAAUGUCAAUGGCCCACAUAGAAUUGAGAAAGCCAAAGUUGGACUCAUCCAGUUUUGCAUUUCUCCACCAAAAACAGAUAUGGACCACAAUGUUAUUGUGUCUGAUUAUGCUGCAAUGGACCGUGUCUUGAAGGAAGAACGUCAGUACAUCUUGAAUAUUGUUAAGCAAAUUAAAAAAGCAGGUUGCAAUGUCCUCUUGGUGCAAAAAUCUAUUUUACGUGAUGCUUUGAGUGAUUUGGCUAUUCAUUUCUUGGAUAAAAUUAAGACAAUGGUAAUUAAGGACAUUGAACGUGAGGAUAUAGAAUUUGUAUGCAAAACUCUUGGGUGCAGACCAAUUGCUUCUCUGGACCAUUUUACAGCUGAAAAUCUCGUUAAUGUUGACUUGGUUGAAGAGGUGAAUGAGCCUGCUGGUAAAUAUAUCAAAAUGAGUGGAUGCUCUGCUGGUGGGCGUACCGUAUCAGUGCUUGUGCGCGGAUCCAGUGGCGCCGUUGUGGCUGAAGCCGCGCGGUCUCUGCAUGAUGCGCUUUGUGCCGUGCGCUGCGUGGCACGUCGGCCCGCGCUAGUGGCAGGCGGGGGCGCACCCGAGGCGGCCGCGGCUGCAGCACUAGCACGUGCUGCGCUGACCGCACCAGGCGCAGAUCAUUAUUGUCUUCGCGCCUAUGCCGAUGCUCUCGAAGUUGUGCCCUCCACGCUUGCAGAGAAUGCUGGGCUAAACCCGAUUGAGACGGUAACCGAACUGCGCGCGGCCCACGCUGGUGGUGCGGAGAGCGGUGCAGGAUCAAACGCUGGUGUCAACGUGCGGCGCGGUCGCGUCACAGACAUGCGCCAGGAGCAUGUACUGCAACCACUCCACGUCACCGCCUCUGCUUUAGCGCUCUCCACUGAAACCGUGCGCGCUAUACUCAAGAUUGACGACAUUGUAAACACAUUAAAUUAG